Messenger RNA from Thamnophis elegans (Western terrestrial garter snake), 1481 nucleotides. RefSeq names its product mitochondrial peptide methionine sulfoxide reductase-like. Gene Ontology annotation, biological process: cellular response to oxidative stress. The transcript is spliced from 8 exons. The record is from RefSeq and is a predicted model, not a curated record. Gene Ontology annotation, molecular function: peptide-methionine (S)-S-oxide reductase activity. Gene Ontology annotation, cellular component: cytoplasm. Lineage: Eukaryota; Metazoa; Chordata; Lepidosauria; Squamata; Natricidae. Bases 689 to 1198 code for a protein of 169 amino acids.
CGCCCUCCCCUCGUCCCCGCCCACCCCCAGCUGCCCCGCGCAGCACCCUGGCUUUGCAAAGUGGCGAAAGGGUCACCCGUGGACGGUGGGCGGCUUCUUCAGGGGUCGCGCCGCGAUGCCGGGGAAAAUGGAGAUGCCGAACCGGGGCGAAGCUCCGCCGGGCAGAUCGGAAGCCAUCGUAGUGCAAGAGCCUCUGUGCAGGCCCUGCACUUACCUGGCAUGGUGAACAGGUUGUGUGGAGACUCCUGGGAGGGGCAGAGUGGAAGGGGCAUGGCCAGCCAGUCCUUACAACAACCGAUUCGGCGAACCGGAUGCAAAAUUCACGUCCAGUUCUCCUGGACCAGUGCGAACCGGCUGAAUCCCACUCCGGACUAUGGUCCUCAGAUAAUGGCCCCAUUUUGAGCGACUGAGCCUGCAACCAUUCUGAAUAAGUGGCACUUACAACCAGUCCUCAGAAUUCUGGCCAUCGCAGCCCCCAUGGUCAUGUGAUCGCCAUCCAGGUGCUCAGUAACUGACCAUUGCCAUAUCACAUGAUCACCAUUUGUGACCUUCUCUGCUGGCCUCCGACAAGCAAAGUCAAGGAGUUGUGACCAUGUGAGAUCCUCGCUUAGUGACUCCUGGUGAUUUGCUGAACAACGCUGUCCAUGCCGUCAAUAACAAUCCAACAUAUCCCCCAUUUCCCGAAGGAAUGCAAAUGGCAAUAUUUGGCAUGGGAUGUUUCUGGGGAGCAGAAAGAAUGUUUUGGAAACUAUCGGGGGUCUUCUCCACACAGGUGGGAUUCUCAGGAGGCUUCACCCCCAAUCCUACCUACAAAGAAAUCUGCAGCGGGAUGACAGGACAUGCAGAGGUGGUCCGUGUAGUAUUUGACCCACAGAAGAUCAGCUAUGAAAAGCUCCUCCAAUUCUUCUGGGAGAACCACGAUCCAACCCAAGGAAUGAAGCAGUACGAAGACAUUGGCACCCAGUAUCGCUCGGCCAUCUACACUAUCGGAGCAGAACAACUGGAAUCUGCUUUAAGAUCCAAGGCAAUGUAUGAACAGGAGUUGGCUAAGAAGCAACUGGGACCCAUCACGACGGAGAUCCGGGCGGGCGACGAAUUCUACUACGCCGAAGAUUACCACCAGCAAUAUCUGCACAAAAACCCAGAUGGCUUUUGCGGCCUGCAAGGUACUGGUGUGUCCUGCCCCGUAGGCAAAUGAGAAAUUCCCCAAUGGGAGCAUCCUUGGGAGCCACGGUAAUCAUAACCCUUGAACGGUUACCAUGGCAACCGGCGGCCUAGCAUUUUCGUGAUUCAGCUGUGAUUUAGCAACGGGGGCCUUUGUUCCUUUCUUUUGUGUCUUGUAGUACCCGGUAAGGUUUAGGGGUCAGGGCAAAAAUGGGCAGCCUGCUGGACGAAUUUGCUGCAAAUGUUAAAUUCUUUGCAUGAGAGUGAUAGAUAUCAUUUCCAUCCCACCGCAGAUGUUUGGGAUCGCCUAACAAGAU